UGAUUCAGUUUAUUGGUUAAUGGUUAUCGAAUUUUAAAUCGUUAACCAGGGCCGGCUCUGCCUAUAAUUCCACCUAAUAAUAAUUGAGAGAUAUUGUGGAAUAAUUGAGUUUGUAAUUAUAACAACUCCAUCAAGUCAAGCUUUGUGCUUCUUACAGUCAGCUGUCCAUAUUACAUCGAUCUUACUUUAUAGAUUUAUUGCUUACAACAAUUCCACCAAUCUACACUCCCUCCACAUAGAUGGCUGAAGCUUUCCUUCAAGUUCUGUUAGACAAUCUGACUUGUUUCAUCCAAGGGGAACUUGGAUUGAUUCUUGGUUUUAAGGAAGAGUUCGAAAAGCUUAAAAGCACGUUUACUACAAUCCAAGCUGUGCUAGAAGAUGCUCAGAAGAAGCAAUUGAAGGACAAGGCAAUAGAAAAUUGGUUGCAGAAACUCAAUUCUGCUGCAUAUGAAGCUGAUGACAUCUUGGAUGAAUGUAAAACUGAGGCACUAAUUAGACAGAAGAAGAAAUAUGGGUGUUAUCAUCCAAACGUUAUCGCUUUCCGUCACAAGGUUGGGAAAAGGAUGAAAAACAUUAUGGAGAAACUAGAUGAUAUUGCAGCGGAACGAAUUAAGUUUCAUUUGGAUGAAAGGACUAUAGAGAGACAAGUUGCUACACGCCAAACAGGUUUUGUUUUAAAUGAACCACAAGUUUAUGGAAGAGACAAAGAAAAGGAUGAGAUAGUGAAAAUCCUAAUAAACAAUGUUAGCGAUGCCCAAACACUUUCAGUCCUCCCAAUACUUGGUAUGGGGGGACUAGGAAAGACGACACUUGCACAAAUGGUCUUCAAUGAUCAGAGAGUAAUUGAGCAUUUCCAUCCCAAAAUAUGGAUUUGUGUCUCGGAAGAUUUUAAUGAGAAGAGGUUGAUAAAGGAAAUUGUAGAAUCUAUUGAAGAAAAGUCACUUGGUGACAUGGACUUGGCUCCACUUCAAAAGAAGCUUCAGGACUUGCUGAAUGGAAAAAAAUAUUUGCUCGUCUUAGAUGAUGUUUGGAAUGAAGAUCAAGAUAAGUGGGCUAAGUUAAGACAAGUCUUGAAGGUUGGAGCAAGUGGUGCUUUUGUUCUAACCACUACUCGUCUUGAAAAGGUUGGAUCAAUUAUGGGAACAUUGCAACCAUAUGAAUUGUCAAAUUUGUCUCAAGAAGAUUGUUGGUUGUUGUUCAUGCAACGUGCAUUUGGGCACCAAGAAGAAAUAAAUCUUAAUCUUGUGGCUAUCGGAAAGGAGAUUGUGAAAAAAUGUGGUGGUGUGCCUCUAGCAGCUAAAACUCUUGGAGGUAUUUUGCGCUUCAAGAGAGAAGAAAGACAGUGGGAACAUGUGAGAGAUAGUGAAAUUUGGAAAUUGCCUCAAGAAGAAAGUUCUAUUCUGCCUGCCCUGAGACUUAGUUACCAUCACCUUCCACUUGAUUUGAGACAAUGCUUUGCAUAUUGUGCAGUACUCCCAAAGGAUACCGAAAUGGAAAAGGAAAAUCUAAUCUCUCUCUGGAUGGCACAUGGUUUUCUUUUAUCGAAAGGAAACUUGGAGCUAGAGGAUGUAGGUAAUGAAGUAUGGAAUGAAUUAUACUUGAGGUCUUUCUUCCAAGAGAUUGAAGUUAAAUCUGGUAAAACUUAUUUCAAGAUGCAUGAUCUCAUCCAUGAUCUGGCUACAUCUCUGUUUACGGCAAGCGCAUCAAGCAACCAUAUCCGUGAAAUAAAUGUAAAAGGUUACCCACAUAUGAUGUCGAUUGGUUUCGCAAAAGUGGUGUCUUCUUACUCUCGUUCUCACUUGCAAAAGUUUGUCUCGCUGAGGGUGCUUAAUCUAACUUACAUAGGACCGAAGCAGUUACCGUCUUCCAUUGGAGAUCUAGUACAUUUAAGAUACUUGAACCUGUCUAGCAAUGAUAGAAUUAGUAGUCUUCCAAAGCAGUUAUGCAAGCUUCAAAAUCUGCAGACUCUUGAUCUACAUGACUGCUGGUCACUUUCUUGUUUCCCAAAAGAAACAAGUAAACUUGGUAGUCUCCGAAAUCUUUUACUUGAUGAUCACAAUGAAUUGAAUUCUAUGCCACCAAGGAUAGGAUCUUUGACAUGCCUUAAGACUCUUGGUUGCUUUGUAGUGGGAAGGAAGAAAAGUUCUCAACUUGGUGAAUUACGAAACCUGAAUCUCUACGGUUCAAUUGAAAUCACGCAUCUUGAGAGAGUGAAGAAUGAUAUGGAUGCAAAAGAAGCCAAUUUAUCUGCAAAAGAAAAUCUGCAUUCUUUAAGCAUGAGAUGGGAUGGCGAUGAACGUCCACAAGGAUAUGAAUCAGAAGAAGUUGAAGUGCUUGAAGCCCUCAAACCACACUCCAAUCUGACUUGUUUAACAAUCAGUGGCUUCAGAGGAAUCAGUCUCCCAGACUGGAUGAAUCACUCAGUUUUGAAAAAUGUUGUCUCUAUUGAAAUCAGGGAUUGCAAAAACUGCUCAUGCUUACCACCCUUUGGUGAGCUGCCUUGUCUAGAAAGUCUAGAAUUAUGGAGUGGGUCUGCGGAAUUGGAGUAUGUUGAUUCUGGAUUCCCUACAAGAAGAAGGUUUCCAUCUCUGAGAAAACUUAUUAUAUCCGAUUUUGAUAAUCUGAAAGGAUUGCUGAAACAGGAAGGAGAAGAGCAAUUCCCUGUGCUUGAAGAGAUGGAGAUUCGUUGGUGCCCUAUUUUUGUUAUUCCGACCCUUUCUUCUGUCAAGAAAUUGGUAGUUCGUGGGGACAAGUCAGAUGCAAUAGGUUUCAGUUCCAUAUCUAAUCUCAGGGCUCUUACUUCCCUCCAAAUUAGCUAUAACGAAGAAGAUACUUCACUCCCAGAAGAGAUGUUCACAUGCCUUGCAAAUCUCAAAUACUUGAAUAUCUCUAAGUUCAAGAAUCUCAAAGAGCUGCCUACCAGCCUGGCUAGUCUCAAUGCUUUGAAGCAUCUGGAUAUUAUUCGGUGUGAUGCACUAGAGAGUCUCCCCGAGGAAGGGGUGAGAGGUUUAACUUCACUCACACAGUUAUCCAUAGUACACUGUGAGAUGCUACAGUGUUUACCGGAGGGAUUGCAGCACCUAACAGCCCUCACAAAUUUAUCAGUUAUGGGAUGUUCAACACUGGCCAAGCGAUGUGAGAAGGGAAUAGGAGAAGACUGGUACAAAAUUGCUCACAUUCCUCAUGUGUUUAUCAGUUAAGUCUUAUUCCUAAUUAGAUGUAAUUUUCUGAUUUUCUUUUGGAUGCAAAUCAACUAUUUGUAAGAUCUAUUUGUAUUA
Molecule: messenger RNA, 3278 nt
Organism: Solanum stenotomum
Lineage: Eukaryota; Viridiplantae; Streptophyta; Magnoliopsida; Solanales; Solanaceae
Product: putative disease resistance protein RGA1
Exons: 3
Coding region: 240-3200 (986 amino acids)
Biological process (GO): defense response to other organism
Molecular function (GO): protein binding; ADP binding
Source: RefSeq, a predicted model, not a curated record